AUGCUCUCUGUGGUUUCUGGCCAUCAUCUCUGGUGGAGUGGGCUUCAGCGGGGACUGUGGCUCAGUUGCCGGGUACCAACAGGGCAGUGCCUUCAGCGUGCGCACACACGGGUUGGAGACCGUGCCGAGCUCAGCAGAGCCUUCACACAGCAGGACGUGGCUACUUUCUCAGAGCUAACAGGAGACACCAAUCCUUUGCACAUAAGUGAAGAUUAUGCCAAGCACACCAAGUUUGGAAAGACAGUUGUGCAUGGAGUUUUGAUAAGCGGACUUAUUUCUGCUCUCCUGGGCACUAAAAUGCCAGGGCCAGGCUGCGUGUUUCUCUCCCAGGAAAUCAGGUUCCCCGCCCCCCUGUACCCUGGAGAAGUGGUUCUAGCAUCGGCAGAGGUGAAAAGGCUGAAGCAGUCUGUUGCUGUUGUCCAAGUGUCCUGCCGUGUGACAGAGAGUAAGAAGACAGUUAUGGAAGGCUGGGUUAAAGUUACGGUCCCGGACACUCCUGAUGCUGAAACACAACUUUAAAGUUGUGCGUUCAAACUCCUGUGUUCUUGUUACCACGACAUCUGGGGAAGUGGGCUGCUGUUCUCAUGAAGGAAUGUCCGGUGUACCUGGAAGCCACAGGAUGGGGAGCAAGCAGACAGUUUGCCCCAGUGUCUGCUUUCCCGAUUGGCUUUAUGCUUUCCCCGACUUAAGUGUGUACACGUUUUCAUCAUCUGCGGAGGUUGGGUUGUUUUUCAAUUAUAAACAAUUGAGAGCGGCAGGAGGAUCGGCUCAUCGGUUAAGAUCACUGACUGCUCUUCCAGAGGAUCUGGGUUUAAUUCCUAACACCCAGGGGUCCGACAGUGUCUUCUGGCCUCGGCAGAGACUACGUGUACAUAGUGCACGUACACACAUGCAGGCAAAACAGUCACCCAGAUAGAACAAUAAUAAAAUAAAGUGUUAAAUAUUUUUUUAAAAAUGA
Mesocricetus auratus (golden hamster) is the source of this 958-nucleotide messenger RNA. RefSeq names its product hydroxyacyl-thioester dehydratase type 2 (gene Htd2). Lineage: Eukaryota; Metazoa; Chordata; Mammalia; Rodentia; Cricetidae. The transcript has a single exon. Bases 1 to 519 code for a protein of 172 amino acids. The record is from RefSeq and is a predicted model, not a curated record.